Messenger RNA from Diabrotica virgifera virgifera (western corn rootworm), 5472 nucleotides. RefSeq names its product nardilysin-like. NCBI's taxonomy places the organism in Eukaryota, Metazoa, Arthropoda, Insecta, Coleoptera, Chrysomelidae. The coding region runs from base 409 to 3426 and encodes 1005 amino acids. Gene Ontology annotation, molecular function: metalloendopeptidase activity; metal ion binding. Gene Ontology annotation, biological process: proteolysis. The transcript is spliced from 3 exons. The record is from RefSeq and is a predicted model, not a curated record.
CUGGGGUAUGUUCUCACUUGUUUGCGUGAGAUGGAACGAGAAGGCACAUAAAUAUUUUGUGUUUGUGUUGUCAAAUGUUUGCAAAAGUUUUGACUCUUGAUUAUGACUCAGAACCUAAAAAAUUGAUCCAAAACAAAUGACGUCAGUGGUUGCAGUCGGCUGGAAUUACAGUCAUCCAAACAAUUCUUCGAUAUCCUGUUAUUGGUCUAUAACGAAUUUUUACGAUGGUCUAUUUAUAUUUCUACGUCAACGUCAGUUGGAGGAUUUAAAUGUACUCUACUCUUCACCACUCAUUCAAAACCAAAACAUGCAUUUUCCAUUUUUCUUCAGAAUAAAUUAAAAAUAGGGGAGUGCGUUUUUCAUGAUUAUUGAGUAUUGAGUUUGUUAAACAAGGUCAAAGUGUUGAAAAUGGAAGACCAUAUAAUUGAGGUUUUAAAAACUCCUAUAAAAAGUAAAAGUGAUAAAAAAGAAUACAAAAUUAUCAAACUGAAAAAUGGUUUAAUUGCAGUACUUAUAUCUGAUGUACAAAACCAAACAGAUUCAAAUGAAAUAAAUCAAGUAGAAACUGCUAAGGAAGAAAAAAUGGCAGCUGCCACAUUGCAAAUUAGGGCUGGAUGUUUAUGUGAUCCUGUAGAAAUCUUAGGACUUUCGCAUUUUCUGGAACAUAUGGUUUUUAUGGGCAGUGAGAAAUUUCCGGCAGAAAAUGAUUUUGAUUCCUUUAUUAGAAAAGGAGGUGGUAGUACUAAUGCCUAUACAGAUUAUGAAGAAACAGCAUUUUACUUUGAGUGCCUUGAAAAACAUCUUCCUGAAGCUUUAGAUAAAUGGUCACAGUUUUUUAUAGCUCCCUUAUUAAAAGAAGAUGCAUUGACUAGGGAAAGAGAAGCCGUGGAUUCAGAAUUUCAAAUGGCGUUACCAAACGAUGAAUGGAGAAAGUGGCAACUGUUAAUGAGGACAGCUAAAAAAGGUACAUGUGUACAGGUAAGCUUUCCAUGGGGUAAUUUGAAGACUUUAAAAGACAAUAUAUCUGAUGGUGAGUUGUACAAAAGUGUUCACGAACAUAGAAAGAGGUACUAUUCUUCACAUAACAUGACUUUAGCUGUACAAGCAAGACUCCCAUUAGACACACUAGAAGAUUAUGUCAAGGAUUUCUUUUCAGGUAUACCAAAUAAUAAUUUACCUAAACCUAAUUUUAGCGAGUUUGUUGAUGUUUUUGAUACACCUGAAUUUAACCGAAUCUACUAUAUUAAACCAUUAAAUGAAACAAUUCAACUAGAUCUUGUUUGGGCUUUACCAUCACAUAAAUAUGAAUAUAAGAGCAAACCAAUAAAAUAUUUAUCACAUUUGUUGGGUGAUGAAGGUAAAGGUAGUAUUUUGUCGUAUUUGAAGAAGCAUAUGUGGGCUUUGGCACUAACAUCAGGUUGUUCCUGUUCUGAGUAUGACAAUAACUCUCUUUUUAGCUUGUUUACUUUAAAUGUAGUAUUAACAGAAGAGGGGUUAAAACAUGUCUUUGAUGUUAUUGCAGUAAUUUUUGCUUAUAUCAAUCUUUUAAAAACAGAGGGUCCACAAGAACAAGUGUUUGAAGAGCUGAAAGUAAUUGCUGAUACAGAUUUUAGGUUUGAAACUCAAUAUUCGGCUAGUUAUACCACAAUUACACUUGCCACUAACUUGCAUGUAUAUCCUCCUGAAGAUGUCAUUUCUGCUAGUAAAAUAUACAUGGAAUAUAGAGAAGAUAAAAUAACUGAGGUAGUGAACAAGUUGACACCCAAAAAUGUAUACAUUGCUAUUACAACAAAAGUAUUACCAGAUGGUUUACAAUUCAACAAGAAAGAAAAAUGGUUACAAGCCGAAUACACAGACAUACAGAUUUCUGAGGAACUAUUAAGCAAAUGGGAGUUAGUGGUGCCAUAUACUGAACUCAGUCUCCCUCCUCCUAACCCUUUUUUGACCAGCAAUUUUGAUUUACUACCUUGCAUCUCCAAUCAACCUGAAUAUCCACAAAAAUUAAUAGAUACAGACAAAUGUGAAUUAUCGUACAGACAAGAUCAAAAGUUUAAGCUACCAACAGCCCAUUUCCAUAUAUACCUCAUAAAUCCUGUUACCAUAGAAUCACCAAAAAAUUUUGCCUUAAAUGAUUUGUUUGUUGAACUACUAUCAUUUGCUAAAUGUGAAGAGGUUUAUCCAGCUACUGUGGCCAGUUUGCGUGCACAUUUUACAGCUGAAGAUAGGGGAAUCACAUUUCAAGUAAAUGGGUUUAAUGAAAAGUUGCCAUUGUUAUUGGAAUUAAUGACAAAAUAUGUAUUAAAUUUGUCUGAUCAUAUAAAUCAAGACAUAUUUAAUGGGGUUAAAGAAGAGGCUUUAAAACAGUAUUAUAAUAGAGUGUUUCAAACCGAUUCUUUAGAAUAUGAACUUGAAAACAAACUGUUGAUUAGAAACUAUUUUUCUCCUUUAGAUACUUACAGGGAACUUUAUAAUCUUACUUUUGAUGAUAUGCUAGAUUUUAUUCAAAUUUUUCCAAAAAACCUUUAUGUUAAAUCUCUUGUUCAGGGAAAUGUUUCAGCAGAUGUAGCAUGUGACACCAUUAACAAGUUUAUUAAAAGUUUGGAUUUUGAAGAAAUACCAAAAGAAAAAUAUCCCAAAUUGUCUGUACCACAGAUACCUCUUGGGGAAAAGUGUCUAUUUGUGGAAUCAUUUAAUAAAAAAGAUACCAAUUGCAUUACUUCAAAUUUAUUCCAACUAGGAUUGUUUUCUCUGCAAGACAUGGUUCUUAUGGACAUAAUUAUGAGAAUAAUUGAUGAACCAUGUUUCAACACUCUCCGUACAAAUGAACAACUAGGGUAUGAUGUAUCUACAUAUGGGCGUAGAGAGUAUGGUGUAUUAGUUUACUCCUUACAUGUUACCUCUCAGGUUAAUAAAUAUUCCACAGAAUAUUUAGAUUCCAGAAUUGAAGCAUUUUUAAAACAAUCUCAAAAACUAGUAGAUGAAACUACUGUUGAAGCUUUAGAGAAGAUUAAAGAGGAUUUGAUUAAAACAAAACAAGUCUGUGACCAUAAUUUAUCAGAAGAAGUGUAUAGGAAUUGGUUAGAGAUUAUCUAUGAUGAUUAUAUGUUUGAUAGAGCAAAACAAGAGGUAGAAUGCAUUAAGACUAUAACAUUGGACGAUAUUAAGAUAUGGUGGAAUAAACACAAUCAUUUUGGUAGCCAAGAAAACUUCCGGAAGAUUAGUUUUCAAAUAGCUGGCCAUAUUCAAGUUAACCAAGCUACCUGUACUGAAGCAACAGUAAUAGAUGAAAGUGGCCUUAAAGAUACAGCACUGAAAAUACUGGGUGAUAAUAAAAAUUUACCAGAAGGGAAAUCUGCUGGAUAUUUUAUUGAAGAUAUUGACGAGUUUAAAAAUAGUUUAUGUCCUUUUUCAAAAGCAGAGGAAUAAUUACAGUUUCUACAAUUAUUGUUAUUUAGUGUUACCUUAUAAUGUGGCAAUGCAGUAGAAUGUUAGGUUUUAAAAGUGAGCAUUUGUCCGAAUGAAUUUUUUCAAACAAUUUGUCUUGGAUUUGUUUGAAAUAAAACAUAAUAUGUUACUAAUCUCUAUCAUAGCAAUAAUUUAUUAAUCAAUUUAAUGUUCUUGGAUUUGUGACAUUGCUUACUUUUCAAUGUUUUUAUUAAUUUGCCUAUAUACAGUAGAGCGUCGAUUAUCCGAACUAAUUGGGGGACAUGGGUGUUCAGAAAACCGAUUUGUUCGGAUAAUCGAACUAUAUUGAUAUAGUCAUACAUAUUUAUCCACAAGUGAACAAAAGCCAUUUUUAUAUACCUACAUUAUUUAUUUAUAUCUUGAUAAUCAGAUUCAGAUUCGUUUAUUCAUGUCAAUAACACAAGUGUUUAACACAUGUCAAAUAAAAUUACACAAAGAUUUGGACGCAAUACAAAUUAAAAAGAUGCACAAUACGACUAAGAGUAUUAAUAACAUUAAAUACUAACAUUAAAAUCACAUUAAAUUUGAUUACAUUAACAAUGGACAUUGCUUAAAGUCAUAAAAUCCUAAAAUUUAAAUGCAAGAAAUUCCUCAUUACUAUAAAAAACAUUUUCUAACAAAAUAUCUUUAAUUGUACUCUUAAAUUGAUUUAAUGGAAGACACUUUAAACUAUCUGGAAGUUUGUUGAAAAAUUUAAUAGCCCAGUAUCCUGGCCCAGUUUGACACCUCCUCAAUCUCCAGUAGGCUGGCACGAGAUGGUGUUUAUAUCGGGUGUCAUGUUGGUGUAUGUUCUCAUGGGUUUCAAAGUGCGCCCCUCCCCUCUUGAUAAACAUUAGGUUCUCAAGUAUAUAUAGAGAUGGAACAGUGAGAAUUCUUAGGGACCUAUAUGCUUGCCUACAAUCAUCCCUAUACCAAAGACCAGCAAGAACUCUAACUGCCUUACGCUGCCAACCAAAGACUGUCAACAUUUCUGCUGAAUGACCCCAGACUAAAAUGGCAUAGGCUAGAUGAGACUGAAAAAUUGCAUGGUACGCUGUUAUUAAGACUUCAUGUGAAACAUUAGAUGCCAGAUUCCUGAGUACAAACAGAUUUUUUGCUAGCUUUUUACUUAGACUGUUGAUAUGUUCACCCCAUUGAAGCUUGGGAUCUAAUAAUACACCCAGAAAUCUGACACUGCUCAUACCAUCAUUUACAUUCUGUGUGUCUCUGAAAGAAAAAACAACUCUGUUGGUUUUUGCUGCAUUGAGCAGUAAUCGGUUUACGCAAAACCAUUCAUUGGUCACUGACUGUGCAGACAUAGAACCCUCAAGCGACUCCCCAAGUGUAUCAGUUGUAAAAGACACUGUGGUGUCAUCGGCGAAGAGUGUGUACUUUGCAUUUGUGUUAAUGCUCGUAAGGUCAUUAAUAUAAAUUAGAAAGAGAAUGGGUCCCAGAACAGAGCCCUGGGGAACCCCAAUAUUAACAACACUCUUUCCCGAUAACACCCCAGAGACCCUCACAACCUGUGUUCUGUUUUCUAAGUAAGAUUGAACUAGUUUUACACUGUAAGGACAGAAGUUGUAUUUUUUGAGUUUUUGCAAGAGCAUUCCAUGAUCUACACAGUCAAAUGCCUUGCUCAAGUCACAAAACAGAACAGUAUUAAACUGCAACCUAUGAAAGGAGUCUACAAUAUGUGAGACCAAGUCCAGUAUGCCAAGUACUGUGGAUUUGUCCUUUCUAAAACCGAACUGAGAGUCUGAGAAAUAGUUAUUAUUUUCAAAAAAUGUGGUUAUUUGUACUGCCAUAGCUUUUUCAACAAUUUUAGAGAUUAUUGGAAGCAGCGAAACAGGUCUAUAGUUUUCUGGAUUCUUAACGUCCCCUUUUUUAUAAAUUGGUGUAACAAUUGCUUUUUUAAGGACUGAUGGAAAUUUAUUUUCUUUAAAGCAUAGAUUUAUUAGUUUAGUGAGUGGGCUUAUAAUAAUAUUUUUAAUCAUUUUAAUAAGGUUAACAUUAAAUCCAUAUAUAUCA